Molecule: messenger RNA, 309 nt
Organism: Puccinia graminis f. sp. tritici CRL 75-36-700-3
Lineage: Eukaryota; Fungi; Basidiomycota; Pucciniomycetes; Pucciniales; Pucciniaceae
Exons: 1
Coding region: 1-309 (102 amino acids)
Source: RefSeq, a predicted model, not a curated record
AUGCCAAUUCCUUGGGCUGACCAGCCUACCAACACCGGCCGGCUGGUCUGGCUCAAAGCAUUAGUUGAGUGGUUUGAGAGUCGCCGACCGAAGACCAGAUCGCGGACGGUUGAUCAAUGUCCUGCGAAUAACAAUUUCAGCCGUGGGGGACUGCAAAGUGACCUUGUCUCUUCCUCUUGGCAAAUUUUCCGCCAGGGGAUUUCGCAUUUUACUGAACCUUCGGCCUUUUGCCGACAUGUCUCCUUCCUUUCGAAUUUUUGUCAACCCUCUUCUGAUGCAUGUGAACUCAUUGAGAACUCGCGACCUUAA